This is a messenger RNA of Brettanomyces bruxellensis, 906 nucleotides long. RefSeq lists its product as uncharacterized. The record is from RefSeq and is a predicted model, not a curated record. NCBI's taxonomy places the organism in Eukaryota, Fungi, Ascomycota, Pichiomycetes, Pichiales, Pichiaceae. The coding region runs from base 1 to 906 and encodes 301 amino acids. The transcript has a single exon.
AUGAGAUUCACAGUUCUCGCUGCAAUUGUUUGUGCACUAGCAUAUACUGAGGCUUUGCCUAUUGGUGAAGAGCAUGUUCAGAAACAUGCUGUUAUGCCAUGUUCUAAGGAGGAGCCUCAAUCCAUGUUUUCCGGCAUUGUCGAAACCUUUUCGUCGUUGAUUGGCUUUGAGACAGAAGCCGAGCCAGAGAAGAAGAAUCCUUGGAAGAAGAUCGGGAAACAUGAGGGUAAGAAAUGGAAGCACUAUGGAAAGCACCAGAAGAAGAAGUGGGGCAAGAAGCCAAGGGAGGAUCCACCAUCCGACUCGGAGUUUGAGGAUUCCGAUGACGAGGAUGACGAGAUUAUUGAGAUCAAGAUCAAGAACCCAAAGAAGCACUGGAAGGAUUAUGGCAGAGACCAGAAGAAAUACUGGAAGCACCACGGAAAGGAGGAGAGAAGAAAGUGGGCACCAAAGAAGCCUGAGGAUGAUGAUGAUGAGCAGUUUGUGAUUAUGGAAGAGGGUGGUGAGGGAGAAGAUGCUCCUGAUAAGCCGGUCAAAGACCCUAAGAAGUACUGGAAGCACUAUGGUAAGGACCAGAAGAAAUACUGGAAGCACUUUGGAAAGGACCAGAAGAAGAAGUGGUCGCCAAAGAAGCCUGCAUCUGAUGAUGAGGGCGAGAAUGAGGACCAGCUACAGAAGCAGGAUGCACCACCAGAAGCUCCAGAUUGCUCAGUUGCCGCCGACCCAAAGGCUUGCUGGGAUGAUUACGGAAAAGAGCAGAAAAAGUACUGGAAGCAUUAUGGAAAGGAGCAGAAGAAGCACUGGAAGAAGUACGGAAAGCACCAGAAGGAAAAGUGGGGAAAGAAGCCUGAUGAUGGUGAAGGUGAUGGUGAAGGUGACGGUGAGGCCGAAAAGACCCAGGAGUAG